GUUUAAUUAAAAAGGCGUUAUUAAUUAAAGCGUUCUUCAUCUUUAAAGAACGUUAAAAACGCAUAAAUUAAUUGUAAUUAAUUAAUUAACUUCUUUCUAUACAAGUUAAAUUUUUAAUAAAAAAAAAUGCGUGCUGUUACAGUGAUUCAUCAAUCAUGUUCAAGUUUUUUAAAAGCAAUUAGCCGUAAAAAACCAAUAUCGGAUUCAACUGAAUCAAGAUUAGCAAAAGUUUUAACAGCAUUCGAUUUGACUGCAUUAGGUAUUGGUAGUACAUUAGGUGUUGGUGUAUAUGUAUUAGCUGGACAAGUAUCAAAACAACAUGCUGGACCAGCAGUUAUAUUAAGUUUUUUAAUAGCAGCAAUUGCAUCAAUAUUUGCUGGUUUAUGUUAUGCUGAAUUUGGUGCAAGAGUACCAAAAGCUGGUUCAGCUUAUAUAUACAGUUAUGUAACAAUUGGAGAAUUUAUUGCAUUUCUUAUUGGAUGGAAUUUAAUAUUAGAAUAUGCAAUUGGUUCAGCAAGUGUAGUGAAAGGAUUAAGUACUUAUUUAGACAAACUGUUUGACAAUGUUAUGCAGAAUUUCUUUAAAGAACAUAUGCCAAUGGAUGUUCCAUGGCUAAGUGAAUAUCCAGAUUUUUUCGCUUUAGGAGUUACAAUAUUAUUUUCAUGUGCGAUAGCAUUUGGAGCAAAAGAAUCAACAUUUGUUAAUAAUAUUUUUACAGUUUUAAAUUUGGGUGUUGUAUUAUUUGUUAUUAUUGCUGGUCUUUUUAAAGUUGAUGCAUCCAAUUGGAGUAUACCAAAAGAACAGGUUCCCGAUGGUUAUGGUGAAGGUGGUUUUAUGCCUUACGGUAUAUCGGGUGUUAUAAAAGGUGCUGCAGUUUGCUUUUAUGGUUUUAUUGGUUUCGAUUGUAUUGCUACUGCAGGAGAAGAAGCUAAAAAUCCACGUAAAUCAAUUCCAUUUGCUGUUAUCGUGUCAUUGGCUAUGAUAUUUUUAGCAUAUUUUGGUAUUUCAACUGUAUUAACAAUGAUGAUACCAUAUUUUGAACAAGAUGAAAAUGCUCCAUUACCACAUGUUUUUAGAAUUUAUGGUUGGACUGUAGCUGAAUAUAUUGUUAGUAUAGGUGCUAUGUUCGGUUUAUGUGCCAGUUUAAUGGGUGCUAUGUUUCCAUUACCAAGAGUUGUAUUUGCAAUGUCUGCUGAUGGUCUUUUAUAUCAAUUUAUGGGUAGAAUAAGUGAUCGUUUUAAAACACCAUUUAAUGGUACAUUAAUAACUGGUUUUUUAACUGGUACAUUAGCAGCAAUUUUCAAUUUAAGUCAAUUAGUAAAUAUGAUGUCAAUUGGUACAUUAUUAGCAUAUUCAAUGGUUGCAAGUUGUGUUCUAAUAUUACGUUAUGAGAGCGAUGAUAAAAAUAAUAAAGUAACAAUAAAUGGUAAAGGUAUUCAAUUGAAUUCAAGUAGUGGAAAUUAUGCGGCAGCAAAAGUAUUAUUACGUAAAAUGUUUAUUAAAAAUCAAACAGCAACAAGUAAUCAUUUAUCAGCAAAAAUUACAACAAUAGCAGUAGCAUCAUAUGGUGUUUGGUGUCUACUCUUUGGAUUAGUUGUUUCCAAAUUUGAAGAAAAUUUUGAUCAAAUUUAUUGGCUUGAUUACUUUUUAUUAUGUUUAUCAUUAGUACCCAUUUUCACAACAUUAUACAUUAUAUCACGUCAACCAGUUUCAAGUGCACAAUUAGCAUUUAAAGUUCCAUUAGUACCAUGGUUACCAGGAAUUUCAAUUUUAAUAAAUGUUUAUUUAAUGUUAAAAUUAGAUUCUCAAACAUGGGUUAGAUUUGCCGUAUGGAUUUUAAUUGGAUUAGUAAUAUAUUUCACUUAUGGUCUCAGAAAUAGUGUUCAAAGAAGAAGAAGUCAACAAAAAUUCGAAACAACAAUUAUUACAGAAAAAAAUACAAGAUCAUUAUCAGUUCCUAGCAUAUAUGUGAACUCAAAUAGUACAACGGCUACAAAUUUCUAGUAUAAAGCUAUUUAAAAUUUAGAAAUUUUUAAUUAAUUUUUUUUUUAAUUUUUCUCUCAUAAAACGUUAAUGUAAAUCCUCUAUUUAACACUAGCAUUCUAAUAAUAAUUCAAUUAUAGUAUUAAAAUAAAUUCUUAUUAUUUUAUAUACAUAUGACUUAAUUUGUUUUUAAUUAUUAUGAAU
Condylostylus longicornis is the source of this 2187-nucleotide messenger RNA. Its product is annotated as cationic amino acid transporter 2. Lineage: Eukaryota; Metazoa; Arthropoda; Insecta; Diptera; Dolichopodidae. Gene Ontology annotation, cellular component: plasma membrane. Bases 127 to 2004 code for a protein of 625 amino acids. The record is from RefSeq and is a predicted model, not a curated record. The transcript is spliced from 6 exons. Gene Ontology annotation, molecular function: amino acid transmembrane transporter activity. Gene Ontology annotation, biological process: amino acid transport; transmembrane transport.